Molecule: messenger RNA, 4883 nt
Organism: Lytechinus pictus (painted urchin)
Lineage: Eukaryota; Metazoa; Echinodermata; Echinoidea; Temnopleuroida; Toxopneustidae
Exons: 3
Coding region: 226-1728 (500 amino acids)
Source: RefSeq, a predicted model, not a curated record
AUAUGCAGCAGAUUGAGUAGACAGCUCUUUAUUCAAAGUCUGUAGUCAGCCAAGAACAAGCAGCAAGCAAGUCUGCAUUGUUUGUAGCUUACAGUUUGGACGCUGUGGGAAAAAAGGAAGAUAAAUUCAGUUUGGAACAUAACUUUGCUUUGUGGAUGAUGCAGUAUUAAGCUUUUUAGUAACUUGACAAGGAUCCACCAGAAUAAGGUGUGUGAGGAGUGAGGUAUGUCCACGCUGCCCCAGCCCCUCUCCCACUGCCUGCUCAACCAGGUACACCCUGCCAUCAACCUGCCCCAGACAGGGCUAGUGACAGACAUCAAGCCCAUGAUCACUAACAAACCUCCCACGCAGGAGGUCAAACCAAACAUCAUAUCGACCGGCUUGCCCUACCCUCCACUUAACGUGCCUAGCCUACCCACCAUGCCCAACGUAUCACUGCCCAGUGUCUCCGUGCCCAACGUCUCCAUGCCCAACGUCUCCAUGCCCAACGUCUCCAUGCCCAAUGCGUCCAUGCCCAGUGUUACCAUGCCUAGUGUGUCUAUGCCGAGUGUGUCCAUGCCGAGUGCGUCCAUGCCGAGUGUUUCCCAUCACAAUCAGCAAGGUAACACAACCCAACUUAAUAAUACUAAUUCCCAAAGAAUGGCACAGAUAAAGAAGUGUCCCAAUGAGUUUUUACACCAGAAUCCACAAAGUGAACGCCAGCUUUUUUACAACGAUGUAGCCAUGCAACUUUAUAACAGUGACUUCAACAAAUUUUCUUCCAAGAAGGAAUUUCAUGGCUACCUGUUAGAGCAGCAGAAGUGGAGAUGGGAUACCCACAGCUACAUAGGAAACCUGGAGACCAGAGUUCACAACUUGCUCAUUAAUCCAAAUAGUGGAGUUGCGCAGAACGUUGCACGCUACCGCAGUGUCCCAAUCAAAUGUAAAAGUGAAGAUGUGAAGCGAUGCGAGGCCACAUCCAAAGAGCUUGAGAACAUGGCAACCCGCAUUGCCAGUGUACGGCAGCAACUGCUACACAAAAAGGGCACCUUGCUGACAUCCAGUGAUAACAGCGUUGUAGUGUGGCAGAAUGAGCUAGCCUACAUAGAACAGCUGUUUGACAGGACUGAUCAGAUGUACAAUGAGGUUUUAUCCACCCUGGCAAGUGUCAACCAGACCUUCUCCCACCUUCAAACAAGCUUCACAACAGAGGCUGCAGAAUUGGCUGAUCGUAGGCGUCUAUGGAGGAGGAGGAAGGAAAACAACCGCAAGAGACGGAAGCGCAUGGAGAAACAACUCGAGAAAAUCGAGCAGCGAUCCUGUGAGCUUCUCUUUCACAUAACGUCCCGGGCAGCGUAUGACCGGGUACGUUCUCACCCGGAGAUGCCUCGUAUUGGACCCAGCGAGGUAAACACAGACAUGUUGAAUGGGAUAAAAUCUAAAUCCGAAGUAAGGCCUCUUAUGCAUCUACUCAGCAAGGGUUAUAUGACACCUGGUGCAAUGGAGAUGGUCUCUCAAAAAAUCCAAAAACUUGAGUGUGGCAUUAAGACUGAAGCUCACCAACAGGCAACCCAGGUUGGUAUCAACUCCCUGGCAAUCAACAAAGUUACAGCACCUGCUUCAGAGUUAAAUUCCAUACUGCCUCCUGUCACUGGCAUUGCCUCUACAGCUAUGGUUUCAACAGUAAACUCGGCUGUCACACAACAAUCAGUGCCCACAGUCAAUCUGAACACUCAAUUAGCAAAGUAAAACACAAUUUUAAAGUAACACAAGAUAAACCACAUUGCCAAGUGUUUUGACAUAGUGUAUGUUGUACUCAAUUGUAACCAGCCUUGUGUAAUGUAUGAGCUUUAUCAUUACAUGGCAAAAUGUAAAUUUAUUAUACAAGUAUUAUGCAGGAAUGUUGCAUCAGUGAAAUCACUAGAUUUUGAAAUCACUUGUUCUUAUCCUAGAUGUAUAUGUACAUUUUACCUGUAAAAAAAUGCAUUCACUUUGAUAUUUUAAGAAUCAUAAUCUUCUUUAUUAUUAGGAUAUAUACUAUAUGUACUAUACGUAGUAUGACUACACUUGGAAAGGACAUAGGUACAACAUUCUUCAUUCUUGUAGGCUGUUAUAAAAUAUAUUGCUUUCAAUAAGUGUUUGAUUACUUGCCUUGCAUAAUCUAUUACUACAUUCAAAUUAUAAGAAUUCCUCCCAUUGCUUUUGUUCUCCAUUGAUUGUUUCUAGGACUAUCCUAGUCCAGUGACUUAAUGGGUGCUUCAUAGGCAUUUAUCAUGGCUCAGUUUUCUUUGAUGCCAUAAGUACAUCUUGCAAGUGAAUUAUAAAAAAGGAUUGAGUAGUUUGGAUGGUUUUAUGUUGGCGUUUCUGUCAUAUUCCUAGAUGGACCAAAAUUUAGAAAUAUGGUAACAACUAUUGUUUACAUAUGUCAGUCACUGACUGGUCAUUAUCUUUAUAUUUUAAGACAGCAAAAUAAAUGAAGUUCUCUUUCUCUCCUAUUUUAAAAACUUGAAGAGAAUAAUGAGUUCUUAGUAUCAGCUAAGACAUUCCUGGUUCUCACAUAAGUAUUACUCUGAUUUUCACUUAGCAUAGCCUGUCCAUAUCAAAGAAUUUUAUAUUGUCAGGCAGAUUUACAUGUUCCCAUGCACCUACCCUAUGCAGCAGGUCAAGAAUGAAUAACUUCAAAGUUCAAAUGUAUUGCUACAAGGCAUUGGUUCCGUGGCAGGAUUUGAAUCCCAUACCUUUUCAGUUUGAAAGCAGAGGCUUUACCCUGACUGGAAUAUGACACCUUUCUUUGCAGCCAGUUCUAAAUUGAUCUCAGACAUAUUACUGAUAUCGCUUCUCACAGUCAGAAUUUAAGAAAAGCAUUUAAUUGAGAUAUAUUCAGUGAGCAAAUUCAUAUCCUGGUUAUCAUGCAAACAGAUUUAUGAAUUAUGUAUGGGAAAUAGAAGAUGAGAUUUAUGUACUAGGCACCUAUUAAAUGUACACUGGCUCAUUUGCAGAAUGCAAGAAGAUAUUACAUGUUGUAUUCAUGUAGAAAUGUAUAUAAAACUGUAUUAUAGUAGACAAAAAAGGUAUCGAGAUGCUUUUAAACAUUUUUUUAAAUACUAUUUUGUCAGUGACUUCUGGUGCUAUUUAUCUUUUAUUGGCUUUUGAGUUUAUCUUUUUUUUAUUGAUUAGAUUGGCCUGUAUUUAAAUUCUUGUUUCACUUAUCCUUUGUUGGCUACUACUAGACAACUCUUGUCGUAACCUACUUUGUAAGCUACAUAAGACAAAAAUGGCUAUUAAUAACACCAUGCCACAUUAUCAAUAUCAAACUGACAGCAUGUUACUUGUUUUCCAUGUUGACCCUUUUGUCAUGCCUUAAUAUGAAGAUAAACCAUUGCAGUUAGCAGCUCAAGACAGCUUUGACAGCCUGAUUGCCAAAUGUGCUCAUAUUAUGAAACAUCUGCUGUUACAGAUUAAUGCCACUAUUGCUACCCAUCUUGUUAACCGCAGAUUUAGACCAUGGUUUGUGGUUUGAGUAAGCCGAGUACAAAAUUCAGGCCAUUGGGUUAAGUGUAUGCCAUGUCAUACAAAUCUUAAAUGCCUUGAAAUACAAGGCUUUUUCAUGACAAAUGUGAAAUGUGAAACCAGUACAAUUGUUAUUUUUAUACUCUUAUUACCAGGGAUUCAAAUCACUGCUUUUUCUAUACCAUACAUGUAACCUUUGCAAAGCUGUGAGUUAAACAAUGAUGUCAAUGACAAGCCUGUUGUGUAUGUUCUGUUUUAAUCAUGUACACUACCAGUCACAAUUCUUUUACUCACUAUUACUUGUUAAAACCAGAGAAUGAUAGAUUCAGUCCACUGAAUCUAUUGCUUUCUUUGUUUUAUGUACAAGAUAAAAUGAGAUGACUAGAAUUAUGAAAUGGAGAACAGAAUAUUGAAGCUUACUAGGCAGUUGCCAUUUAAUUAAACAACAGUUAAAUCUGGUAUGGAAUUAUUUUUCAAGUCAUACCGGUACUUUCAUUGGAUUGGGUGAAAUAUUGUGUUGUUAAACUAUAUUUUCAAUAUGUCUUUUAAGAGAACAAACCUUAAGGUAAUGCACAGGUGAAAUAUUGUUAAUGCUUGUUGUGAUGAAAUAAUCAGAGAUGUUCUAAAUAAUAAUUUAAUAUACAUUUUUUUAAAUUACAGUGGAAGCUACCAGUUUCACUGUAUUGUAGCUCACAUCCAUUUUUGGUGGCAGAAAAUGAGCUUGACAUGAAACUGAUUAAAAAAAGGUCUCAUUAUCUGCCUUGUUAAUGAAGAUAAAAUAGACAGAUCAUCUGAUACAACGAAUUUCAGUGUAUUUCUUAAAUUGAGUGCAAUUUAUAAUUAUUACUUUUGACCUAGGCUAUCCCCCCCCCCCCCAUGAAAAUUACUGUGAUUCAUACUUUCUCUUGGGUAAACAGAACACUCAUCUAUUUUAAUGUACUCCAUUGGUUAUGAGAAUUCCCAGAGCAAGGAAUCUUCCCAUGGCAAAAAGGAAAGAUACUGUUGACCCUAUUUCACCUCUCAUUUGUUUCUUAUAAAUAUUGAUGAGGACACUGCAGGGUCUUAAUUUUACUUAACUUUUGGUCUUCGACCUUGUUAUUUACUAGAAAAAAAAGCAAGCUACUGUAAGAAAUUACUUUUAGAUAUUGAUUUCUAACAAUAUGUCAUUUUUAACCGAAAUAUGAUACAAAUACAGGGACCUGAAGGUUAAUGUAGGUUAAAGGUCAACCAAGGUCGAAUUAAUCGGGUGAGAUACAUGAUUGCUAUCGCUUUGUAAGAAGACAUUUCGUCAACUCUAUGACAUCAGGCUACAACCUUUUUUUGUGUAAAUAAAUACAAUUGAUUACAAAGUGCUGUAAAUUCCUAAAACUAAAAUAAACACAUUUUAUAUGAUA